GACGAGAAUAAGGGAGGGCGGAUCAGUGAUAUUUUAAUAGGCAUGAACACAUAGGAUCAGAAUGACAUUUAAUCAUGGCUUUCAACAAAGUGAGUUGUGCGGCAGCUCUGCUGAUUCUCCUGGUACAAGUGUGUCACUCACAAAUAGAUGUCUGUGGUCAGCCUCCACUCAAUAACAAGAUAGUUGGAGGACAGGUGGCUUCUGCAGGCAGUUGGCCCUGGCAGGUCAGCCUGCAAACUUCUAGAAGCCACUUCUGUGGAGGAUCCCUCAUUAACAGUCAGUGGGUGCUGACUGCUGCUCACUGCUUCGUAAAUACCGGCUACCCUGAAAGCAGUGUGACUGCAGUACUGGGUCUCCAAACUCUGUCAGGAUCCAACCCUAAUGCACAGCGUUUGGCUUUGAAUCAAAUCAUUGUUCAUCCGAACUACAACUCCAACACAAACGACAACGACAUCUGCCUCCUGCAGCUGGCAUCAGCAGUGACUUUCACCAACUACAUUCAGCCUGUGUGUCUGGCAGCGCCAGGCAGCACCUUCUACAAUGGCACUGACUCCUGGGUCACUGGCUGGGGAGUCACCUCAGAUGGAUCUCACACUGUUUCACAAACCCUAAUGGAGGUGGAGAUCCCAGUUGUGGGCAACAGAAAGUGUAACUGUGACUAUGGAGUUGGCUCAAUCACCAGCAACAUGAUUUGUGCUGGGUUAAGUGCUGGAGGGAAGGACUCCUGUCAGGGAGACUCAGGUGGUCCAAUGGUGAGCAAGCAGGGUGGUCGCUGGAUCCAGAGUGGAGUCGUCAGUAAUGGACGUGGCUGUGCCCUACCUAAUUUUCCUGGAAUCUACACCAGAGUGUCCCGGUAUCAGUCCUGGAUCAACAGCCAGAUCACUAGCAACAAGCCGGGCUUCAUCACCUACACAUCCACUGGGACUGAUGGGGACCUCAGUGUCUCUUGUACUGGUCUACCACCAUCUGUGUUUUGUGGCCAAGCUGCAUUAAAUACUCGUAUUCUGGGAGGAAACUCGUCAGCUGGCAUGUGGCCGUGGAUGGUGAGCCUCCAGAGGAAUGGAAGCCAUGUGUGUGGUGGGACUCUAGUGGCUGUGGACUCUGUGCUGAGUGACGCUAGCUGCAUCUCAAGUUCAUCCAAGCCGUCUGAUUGGACCGCUGUUUUGGGUCUUUUGAGCCAAUAUGGCUCCAACCCUAAUCAAGUGUCACUGACUGUGACAAAUAUCGCCCGGAGCAACCUGACUGGCUCUAACAUAGCAGUGCUGCAUCUGGCGUCCCAAACCACCUUGUCCAACUACAUCCAGCCCAUCUGUCUGGGUGAUGGACAAACCUUUGCUGUGGGUUCAACAUGCUGGGCUGCUGGUUGGAGCUCAGGGACAGGAGGAGUCCAGGAAUUUCUGCAGGAGACCCAGACCUCAGUGGUAAACUGUGGGAACUCAUCAACCAGUGGCAGCAUUUGUACAGAAGCUAUAGCACUGGAUUCGGGUGAUGUUGGUGGCCCACUAAUGUGUAAGUUGGGUGGCUAUUGGUUCGAGGCAGCUGUGUUAACAGUCACCACAAACAACUCCACCAAUCAAACACGAGCAGCAGUGUCAGUCUUCACCUCACUAUCAGCCUACGGUCCCUUUCUGCGUCAAACCCUGGGCUCAUUUUUGACUCCUCCCACCAGCACUGGAGAAGGCUGCGCUCAUUCCCCCUCCCUCCUUCUCCACCUCGCUUUGUUCAUCGCAUCUCUCUACCUCUUUCAAUUCAUGGCUUUCUACAAGGUGAUAUGUGUGGCGGCUCUGCUGCUUUACCUAGUACAAGAGUGUUACUCGCAGCUAAGCGUCUGUGGUCAGCCUCCACUCAAUAACAAGAUAGUUGGAGGACAGGUGGCUUCUGCAGGCAGUUGGCCCUGGCAGGUCAGCCUGCAAAUAUCUGGGGGCCACUUCUGUGGAGGAUCCCUCAUUAACAGUCAGUGGGUGCUGACUGCUGCUCACUGCUUUGAAAGCUCUGCAAGCAGCGUGACUGCAGUACUGGGUCUCCAAACUCAGUCAGGAUCUAACCCUAAUGCACAGAGUGUGGCUUUGAGUCAAAUCAUUGUUCAUCCCAACUACAACUCUGCAACUAAAGACAACGACAUCUGCCUCCUGCAGCUGGCAUCAGCAGUGACUUUCACCAGCUACAUUCAGCCUGUGUGUCUGGCAGCGCCAGGCAGCACCUUCUACAACGGCACUGACUCCUGGGUCACUGGCUGGGGAGUCACCUCAAGUGGAUCUGACACUGUUUCACAAACCCUAAUGGAGGUGGAGAUCCCAGUUGUGGGCAACAGACAGUGUAACUGUGACUAUGGAGUUGGAUCAAUCACCAGCAACAUGAUGUGUGCUGGGUUAAGUGCUGGAGGGAAGGACUCCUGUCAGGGAGACUCAGGUGGUCCAAUGGUGAGCAAGCAGGGUGGUCGCUGGAUCCAGAGUGGAGUUGUAAGCUUUGGAUACGGCUGUGGUUUUCCUAAUUUUCCUGGAGUCUACACCAGAGUGUCCCAGUAUCAGUCCUGGAUCAACGGCCUGAUCACCAGCAACCAGCCGGGCUUCAUCACCUACACAUCCACUGGGACUGAUGGGGACCUCAGUGUCUAUUGUGCUGGUUUAACAGCACCUGUCUUUUGUGGCCAAGCUGCGUUAAAUACUCGUAUUCUCGGAGGAAACUCGUCAGCUGGCAUGUGGCCGUGGAUGGUGAGCCUCCAGAGGAAUGGAAGCCAUGUGUGUGGUGGGACUCUAGUGGCUGUGGACUCUGUGCUGAGUGACGCUAGCUGCAUCACAAGUUCAUCUAAGCCAACUGAUUGGACUGCUGUUUUGGGUCGUUUGAGCCAAUAUGGCUCCAACCCUAAUCAAGUGUCACUGAAUGUGACAAAUAUCACCCUGAGCAACCUGACUGGCUCUAACAUAGCAGUGCUGCAUCUGGCGUCCCAAACCACCUUGUCCAACUACAUCCAGCCCAUCUGUCUGGGUGAUGGACAAACCUUUGCUGUGGGUUCAACAUGCUGGGCUGCUGGUUGGAGCUCUGGGAGAGGAGGAGUGCAAGGAAUUCUGCAGGAGACCCAGACCUCUGUGGUAAACUGUGGGAACUCAUCAACCAGUGGCAGCAUUUGUAUCGGAGCUAUAACACUGGAUCAGGGUGAUGCUGGUGGUCCACUAAUGUGUAAACUGGGCAGCUACUGGUACCAGGCAGCUGUGUUAACAGUCACCACAAACAACUCCACCAAUCAAACACGAGCAGCAGUUUCGACUUUCACCACACUGACAGCCUACGACGCCUUUCUGCGUCAGACCCUGGGGUCAUUUUUGUCUCCUCCCUCUAGUAGUGGAGGAGGCAAUGCGUCCGCCUCCACCAGCACUGGAGGAGGCGGACUCCAUCUCCUUCUCUUCAUUGCAUCUCUCUGCCUCUUUCAAUAGAUAACUGUAAUGUAUUUACAUGAUGUGAUAAGCACAAAUGAAUGUAAAUUAUCUUUAGUUUUGAGAGACAGCAUAGGUCCCUUGUGACGUUACUAAGCUAAGCAUUUAUGUCCUGUACACAGAGAAGCUAUUUUAGUUUUGACAGUUAAAGGUUUUUUUGAUGAUCAUUAGGGUUAAUGAAGUUUACCGUUAUUCUAUUUUUUCAUAUUGGUAUGUUUAGUUAUUUGUUCUUGGAUUCAUCUUCUGAAAGUGACUUUGCUCUCAGAUUCGUUUCUCUUUUGCUCCACGCUUCUCUUUACAACUUUUAUGAAGUAAAACUAGUAUCUGGGAGAAUGUUAUAUUACUAAAGCAUUAAGUGUCUUAAAACUGCAGUAAAGGUUGUGUAAGAAAU
Messenger RNA from Betta splendens (Siamese fighting fish), 3822 nucleotides. Its product is annotated as transmembrane protease serine 9-like. Gene Ontology annotation, biological process: proteolysis. Lineage: Eukaryota; Metazoa; Chordata; Actinopteri; Anabantiformes; Osphronemidae. The record is from RefSeq and is a predicted model, not a curated record. Gene Ontology annotation, molecular function: serine-type endopeptidase activity. The transcript has 20 exons. Bases 75 to 3431 code for a protein of 1118 amino acids.